CCUUGUCGCUCCUUUCCCGUGAAUCACCACGACUUCUUAGCAUCUGAUCAUUCUUCUUUACCACAUUUCGAUAGCAAUACUAUUUAAUCUUCUAACAAGAUGCAUUUCACCAACUUCAUCCUCCCCCUGACACUCGUCGUCGCUGCUGCCGCCGAACCUGUUCAAGGAUCCGUGGCGCUCCCUAAUGGACUUCAAUUCGCCCAGCAAUACCGUCGGGAGGCAGGCAAUGGAUUAUCAGCUCGUCAGUCCUUGGAUCCGGAGACACUGUGCGGCAAGGGUUAUGACGACUGUGGCGAUGGGUGGUGCUGCAGCGAGGGCACCAAGUGUGCAGGCACCCUGACCGAAUACAAGAUUCCCGUCUGCAAGGAUCCCACUGAAACUUCUGGGCCUCUCAAGGGAACAUCUCCCGCGUUGCCAUACAAGGACCCUCUCUCGGCUUAUCAAAGUCUGAGCUCAGUCCUGGCCAAGAUGACGGGUUUGCCCACUGAUCCCGAGACGCGACAAACGACGACGACGGCUGCUGGAACAGGACAAACGAAGGCGGCGGCCGCGACUGGCUCUAGCUCUCCAGGUGCAGCGCCCAUGAAUACUCCAGGAAGUUUCGGUCAGGUGGGAGGUGCCAUUGUGGGCGUUUGGACGGUUGGCGCACUUGCUGGUGCUGGAUGGUUCUUGAUGGUUUGAAUCAACUGUAUAUAAGCUAGGUACCUACCUAGGUAACUGAGCGUCACAUCCUGCUACACCAACUUCACCACUGCUCCUUCAUCUUUUCUCUC
Molecule: messenger RNA, 773 nt
Organism: Aaosphaeria arxii CBS 175.79
Lineage: Eukaryota; Fungi; Ascomycota; Dothideomycetes; Pleosporales
Exons: 2
Coding region: 100-681 (193 amino acids)
Source: RefSeq, a predicted model, not a curated record